CCAUCGGGUAAAGUUACAGUAGAAGAAUGUUCUUGGAUAGCGAGUUUAAUGUGUCUCGGCGCUUUGGUUGGAAAUUCAUUCUUUGGAACCAUUUCCAGUAAAUUUGGCCGAAAAAUUGGAAUGCUUUCCCUUACGCUUCCGACUAUUAUUGCUUGGACGCUUGUGAUAUUCGCUCAAAAUGUGUACUACCUUUAUGCUUCUCGAGCAAUUAAUGGAUUCGUUGGUGGAGGUGUGUUCGUGAUAAUACCAGUUUACUUAUCAGAAAUUGCAAGUGAUCGCGUAAGAGGAGCCCUGGGAUCAAUGUUGGUUUUAAGGGGCUAGUCUCACGAUAUGGAAACAACUAUGGAAACAUGAAAUGUUUACAGAGGAAUUUUGGAUACUGAUGUGACCACCCAUUGGAUAUAUAAAAUCUACGGAAACAUAACAUGUUUCCAUUCUAUGUUUUACCAAAUAUUUCAUGUGUUAUCUAUAGGUGGCGUUAUCAUUUAAAUUCUCAUUCUCAUCCUCAUCCUCAUCCUCAACAUUCAACCAUCAUUAUUAAGAACGCGUCGUUCUUUUGUUAGCUUGUGAUCGUCUGCAAUAUUCGCGAUAUUUAUAUCUUUUUUGUGUUUUGAUAAAAAAAAUGGAGAAAAAUAAUCAAAAAGAUAAAAGAAAGGUUUCGAGAACAUGGAAUAGAGAGGAGAUAAGGAAACUGAUUGAACUUUACGAAAUGAGAGUUGACCUUUGGAAUCCUUCUUCUCAAAAUUACAUGAAUCGAAAUAUUAAGCAAACACUGCUCUCAGAAAUUGCAAAUGAGCUGAACGUUAGUUCAAAAGACGUGUCCGCAAAAUGGCAUGCUUUAAGAACUCAGUUCAAUAGAGAGUGCAACAAAGAACGAACACUCAAAAGCGGCUCUGGAGCUGAUGAGGCUUACAUCUCGAAAUGGGAAUAUAAGUCUUCUUUGCGAUUCUUAAACGUGAAUACAAUGUCAGGGGCAACCGUAUCAACAUUGGACUUGAAUGAAUUGUCAUCCACUGGACCUAUCGAAAAAUUAGCUGAAUUCGAUAUCAAUGCUGCUAUCGUUUUGAGUUCCGAUUCGUCCGAUACUAAUGAUAAUCAAUAUGAUGUACCGUCUUGCUCAAAUAACAAACGGCGUAUUGAACAUUCGAGUAAGAGAAAAAAAUCCAACUCACAGUCAUCUGAUGAAAAUGUUUUAAUGCAAAAAGCAUUGGAAGUUAUGAGCCAUACAAACGACGAACUUGAUGUCUUCGGUCAAUUCAUUGCCAGUGAAAUGCGUCAAAUUAGCGACUUAUCAAAACGAAAUUCCGUUAAGCGUGAAAUUAUGGCUAUACUAAUGAACAGUGGUAAUGAUAUGCUGAUAACAACAACUCAAUUGCAGCCGUUUACGGUUUGCAACAAUAUAAGUCCUAUCGAUAUAACAAAUUCGGAUGAAAACAAAUUCCAAUAUUGUUUUGAAUAAAUAAAAUUGCGCGAUUGAGUUCGACCACGACCUUUCCCAUUUAAAAAGAUCCUAAAUAAGUACGACAUAUACAAACCAUUUCAACUUUUAUUUUGUUUAUAUUGUUUUUCAAAACCGAUGAGCCAUUUGCAAGUGUGUUCAAAAUGUAUUUACAUAGAAUGAUUGUUUACAGCCAAAUAAAAUUAUUUAUUCAACAUUAA
Messenger RNA from Contarinia nasturtii (swede midge), 1659 nucleotides. RefSeq lists its product as uncharacterized. The transcript is spliced from 4 exons. NCBI's taxonomy places the organism in Eukaryota, Metazoa, Arthropoda, Insecta, Diptera, Cecidomyiidae. The record is from RefSeq and is a predicted model, not a curated record. The coding region runs from base 623 to 1459 and encodes 278 amino acids.